AUGUUGAAUCCGUACAGCUUCAACACUCCCGCUGUGGUUUUUGACAAUGGCUCUGGACUCUGUAAACUAGGGUUCUCUGGGGAGACUAGACCUCGCCACAUUAUCCGCUCUGUCGUGAGGCACCCGAGAUUGAAUUUGUCUUCCGAAGGCGGCAAUCCAAAGAACUAUGCCGUCAAGGGUGAAGCCCCACCCAAGAAUGAGGUCCUGUACCUGCGCUACCCCAUUGAGCGUGGCCUGGUCGUAAACUGGGAUGACAUGGAGAAGCUUUGGCAACAUCUUUUUGAGCAUAAGCUCGGCGUGAAAUCCAGCGAGCAGCCCGUGCUCAUGACCGAGCCCCCUUUAACCCCAAGGCAGAGCCACGAGAAGAUGGCAGAAGUAAUGUUUGAGACCUUCAAUGUGCCUGCCUUUUAUCCGUGUAAUCAAACGGUGGGAGUGCUGUAUGCCUCUGCCAGUGUCACCGGCCUCGUACUGGACAGUGGAGCUGAGGUCACUUGCACUGUCCCGAUCUUUGAGGGUUACCCCCUGCCUCAUGCCUCCAACAAGCUCUACCUGGCCGGAAGAGAUCUCACAGAGCACCUCUCCCAGCUCCUCCUAGCCAACAGAAACAACAAUCCCUGCGUGUUCAACAGCAGCCUGGUGCACGCCAUCAAAGAGAGGCUGUGCUACGUGGCCUACGAUCCAGAGAAGGAACAAUGCAAGAAGCCUGAGGAGUUCCUGAGAGAAUACAGACUGCCAGACGGGACUGUCUUCAACAUUGGAGAUCAACUGUACCAAGUGCCCGAGGCCCUCUUUGCUCCUGAUCAGUUGGGCAUCCACAGCCCUGGGAUCUCAAAAAUGAUCCAGAGUAGCAUUUUGAAGUGUGACAUGGACAUCCAGACCAACCUUUUUGCGGAUAUUGUGCUGGCUGGGGGGUCCACUCUGUUCCCUGGUUUCGAGGAACGCCUCUUGAAAGAACUGGAGCUGGUAGCUCCCCAAGGGAGCCCCAUCAAGAUCACUGCUUCCCUUGACAGGUGUUUCUCCGGGUGGAUCGGCGCGUCUGUCAUGAGCUCUCAGAGUAAUUUCAAGCAGAUGUGGGUUACCUCUGCUGAUUUCAAGGAGCAUGGGCCAACUGUGGUGGAGAGGAAGUGUUUUUAG
Messenger RNA from Echinops telfairi (small Madagascar hedgehog), 1134 nucleotides. Its product is annotated as actin-related protein T1-like. Gene Ontology annotation, molecular function: chromatin binding. The record is from RefSeq and is a predicted model, not a curated record. The coding region runs from base 1 to 1134 and encodes 377 amino acids. Gene Ontology annotation, biological process: regulation of DNA-templated transcription. Gene Ontology annotation, cellular component: nucleus. The transcript has a single exon. NCBI's taxonomy places the organism in Eukaryota, Metazoa, Chordata, Mammalia, Afrosoricida, Tenrecidae.